This is a messenger RNA of Drosophila albomicans, 4964 nucleotides long. RefSeq names its product TLD domain-containing protein 2 (gene mtd). The transcript is spliced from 19 exons. Bases 77 to 4141 code for a protein of 1354 amino acids. The record is from RefSeq and is a predicted model, not a curated record. NCBI's taxonomy places the organism in Eukaryota, Metazoa, Arthropoda, Insecta, Diptera, Drosophilidae. Gene Ontology annotation, biological process: response to oxidative stress. Gene Ontology annotation, cellular component: nucleus.
GCAGCGCUUAACGGUUAAACGAUUCAAUUGAAUUGAAUUGCAACAAGUAAACAAAACAAAAAAAACCAGCAUCGAAAUGAGCGUCAUCGAUAGCGGCAAGUAUCGCCUACGCAAGGAUUGGGCCAGCGCCUCCAUACCGUCAUUGGUCAACAUCGAUGAGCACGUGGACGGCGAUGGCGAGACGGAGCCAAGCAUGAGCAUAACGGCACCGUUGCCACCACAGAAGCCACCGCGUCGCAGCUCCUUGGCACUGGGACUCUUCUCCAGCAAGUCCGACAAGAGCCAGAAGCGACGCAGCUCCAUAGCCGUCUCAUUUCUGCGACGGGAUAGCAAUAAGAACUCUGCCAAAGACUCGUAUGAAUCGGCUGUGCGCAGCGAGAAGUCCGAUGGCUCAGCCACACCCACCAACAGCCCCGAGAUCGUAUAUAGCUCGGAGGAGAACAUUCGCGCCAGCUCACCGAAUGAGCCCGGCAAAUUGACAUAUUUUGAGGAUGGCACACAAUCUCGUGCUGUCGUCCAACAGGGCAUGAAUCCAUAUGAGUUGCCGCCUAAUGAUCGCCAACGUCGACGUCGCAGUUCGCUGCAGACCAAACUCGAUCGGCAUCGGCGCAAGAAGAUGGAGUUCAUAAAUCAACGGAGCCUUGACUCCAAUAUGAUGCACAGUGAAUCGCACGGUGAUUUGACCAAUGACAGUAUGGCGGUAAAUGGAUCCAGUGCCGGCGGUAUGAGCAGCUAUGCAAAUGAUGAUGAUGAGGACGACAUUGUCGAUCCCAAUCAUGCUGGGUACUUUCCACGCGAGAAACGUCACUCCUGGUGGAACAUUUUCGUGCCCGAUAACUUCAAGAACAGGUCACGUAGGGCUAGUCAAGAUGUUUCCAGUUUGUCACGCAGCGUUGACAAUUUGGCGAUUCCCGUGCGCAGGAGCAAAUCACGCAGUGUGGAUCAUGGCCUUGCAGCGCCUUUCGAUUUGGAUUCAUUGCGCUCGAAAGUUGAGCAGCGCUUUGAGAGUGUCGACAAAUUGUCAAAGCAAAAGUCUUCAUUGCCCACCAUACCCACCAUUUCCUAUACCGUGGGAAAUCGCGACACACUGACCUCGGUGGCGGCACGUUUCGAUACGACACCAUCGGAGCUAACACAUUUGAAUCGCUUAAACAGCUCGUUUAUCUACCCGGGCCAGCAGCUGUUGGUGCCCGAUAAGAGUGCCAAAGACGAUGCCUCGACUAGUUCGACGGGAACGAAUGAAGGGGGCGGCGGUGGAGGCGGCAGCAUCUCCGGCAAGUCGAGUCCCAUAGAGCGCAAGUUGUCUAGCGAUGAGAGCAAGCAGGAGAAAGAUAUACUUGAGGGCCUGCGUCCCGGCUCCCCGAAGCCCGGACACAUCGAGCGGGUCGUCGGCAGCAACAGCUUUAGCAAUAGCCAGGCUGAGGAGAAUGCCGACAAGAGCGAUGAUCCUGUGAUUACACAACGUUUUCUCAAGAUCAAUGUGCGACACAUUACCGAUGGCCAAGGUGUUGUUGGUGGCGUGUUGCUCGUCACACGCAAUGCUGUCAUGUUCGAUCCGAAUGUCAGUGAUCCACUGGUGAUCGAGCAUGGUCCCGAAAGCUAUGGCGUCAUUGCACCUAUGGAUUUGGUUGUGAAUGCGGCCAUCUUUCAUGACAUUGCCCAUAUGCGAGUCGCUGGCGGCGCUGGACCGAGUGUUGCUGCCAGCAGCGGUGCUGAGGCCGAGAAGCCAGAGAUCUAUUAUCCCAAACCAGUAUUAGUUGAGGAGGACUCCAAGGAGUUGAGCGAGCAGCAGGCGGACAUCGAGACCAAGCGUUUGGAGGCGGAAAUUGGCUCGCUGGAAAUCACCGAUGAUCAGGAGUCGCUUUGCUCCAGCACUGGUCGCGACGGCGACGCCUUUCCCAAGGCCUUUGAGCGUGAACGUGUCGAGGAUACAUCAACGGAAGCCAAAGAUAGCGCUAAGACUGACGCUCACGAUGAGGAGGAUGAAAAGAAAACGCUCGGCCUGACAAACACACGCAGCACGCUUGAGGAGCGUCGCAAGAGUCUUUUGGAUCAUCACUGGGCCAUUCCGAGCAAAGAUCGAUCAUCGGAAGACGAGGCCGAUAACGAGUCCAACAUCACCGUCGACAGCGGCGCACGUGUCCAGCAGGAUGCAGUCCACUCGGCAACCAGUUCGCUUAGCGGUGGAGUUGCUGCCGCAAUUGCUGGUGCUGCAGCCGCUACAGCAGCCUCUUCGGCAUCGGCUGCAAGUGCAACUGGCGCUGUUGGCUUGCCGCCAGGCGUGUUGCCACCAGCUGGCAUUGAUUUGGAGCAUCUGGAGCAGCUAUCGAAGCAGUCGUGCUACGAUUCGGGCAUCGAUAUACGCGAGCCCAUACCCACAAUACAGCCGAUACCAAAGAAAACCGUUUAUAGUGACGCUGACAUCGUGCUCAGCUCCGAUUGGGUACCACCGAAGACCAUUGUGCCGACGCACUUCAGCGAAUCGCCGCCACGCAGCACAAUACUGGGCCAGAGCUUGGAUGCAGGCGGCACUCGCAAGAAGACCUCCAGCGUGAGCUUCAGCGUGGACGAUGAGGCAGCUCAACAGGCGCAGGCAGCUGCCGCAGCAGCCGCUGCAGCUGGUGACAAGCAGGCCGACAAGAAGAACAAGAUGCUAAAACGCCUCUCGUAUCCAUUGACCUGGGUGGAGGGACUCACAGGCGAGGGCGGUGCCCCGCCCAGCGCUGGCGGCAGCUUGAACAAGUCGGCGGACACUGAUUCGGCGCCCAACACGGGCGAUUCCAAUCAAAGCGUAUUUUCGAAAGUAUUCUCAAGCUCGCCAAUCACUCUGGUAUCAGAGCUGGGCGGUAAUCUAUUUUCGAAAACACCGUCCGAAGAAUCUGGUGGGUCGCCAGUGCCGCCAUUGACACCUCACUCGACACAUUCCGAGGGUCAUAUGACCUAUGGGCGUUCGUCAAUUGGCACUUUUAUACGUCCACAUUCGUCGGAGGGUACGGCGUCCAGCACAAAGCUGAAGGAGUCCAAGCCACAGCCACCCAAGCUGGACUAUCGCUCCAUGGUCUCCAUGGACGACAAGCCGGAAUUGUUUAUCAGUGUGGACAAGCUUAUACCUCGUCCAGCACGCGCCUGUUCUGACCCACCUUUGUAUUUCCGCCUGCGCAUGGGCAAACCCAUUGGCAAGGCCAUUCCACAGGGCACCACAGUGAUGUCCUAUGGCAAAAACAAGCUGCGCGCCGAAUAUUGGUUCAGUGUGCCUAAGAAUCGCGUUGAUGAGCUCUAUCGCUUCAUUAACACCUGGGUGAAACACCUGUACGGUGAACUGGACGAAGAGCAAAUCAAGGCGCGCGGCUUUGAGCUAAUCCAAGAGGAUACCGAGUGGACAAAGAGCGGCACCAUUAAGUCAGGCUACAGUGGCAGCCAGGAUGGCGAGGAAAUCGGCGAUCUCACCCGUGAAUCCUGGGAGCUUCUAAAGGCGCCCUUCGCCAAGACCUACAAGAUCAUAAAAACGGCUUCGCAUGCCGCAUCGCAUGAUUUGGAAUUGUUGGGCGGCGAGGUGCUGUCUAUGAGCACAGAUGAAUAUCGCAAGACCUCACUCUUUGCAACUGGUUCCUUUGAAUUGGACUUCCCCAUCCCAGAUCUUAUUGGCAAAACAGAGAUACUCACAGAAGAGCAUCGCGAAAAACUUUGCGCUCAUUUGCCAGCUCGCGCUGAGGGCUACUCGUGGUCCCUGAUCUUUAGCACAUCGCAACAUGGUUUCGCCCUGAAUUCGUUGUAUCGCAAGAUGGCGCGACUGGAGAGUCCAGUUCUUAUUGUCAUAGAGGAUACAGAGCACAAUGUAUUUGGUGCUUUGACCUCAUGCUCGCUGCAUGUGUCAGAUCAUUUCUAUGGCACCGGCGAAUCCCUGCUUUACAAGUUUAAUCCCAGCUUCAAGGUAUUUCAUUGGACUGGUGAAAAUAUGUACUUUAUCAAAGGCAACAUGGAGAGUCUGUCAAUUGGCGCUGGCGACGGUCGGUUCGGUCUCUGGCUGGACGGUGAUCUGAAUCAGGGCCGGUCACAGCAUUGCAGCACAUAUGGCAAUGAGCCGUUGGCGCCACAAGAAGACUUUGUUAUCAAAACACUCGAAUGCUGGGCAUUUGUUUAAGUGAAUUUUGUGUUGAGAACGCAUUCUAGAUGAGAGGAGUGAAGCCUACCUAUUUAAUUAAUUAUAUUUAUAUAUAUAUAUAUGUAUGUGUACUAAAAAAACAAAAACAAAAACUAAAAAAAAAAAACAAUUACAAACAACCUGAGAAUGAUAUCAAAAGCGAAAGCGUGUCGAAACAAAACAAAAUAAUGAACAGCAUGAAGCAACAACAAUAGCAAACACCAAGAGCUACUACAGCAGCUAAAUCAGCUAGAAAAAUUAAAACAAGCUUUACAUUUUUGUCACACGGAACACACAAAGACGAGAAUAAUGGAAACUCUAAUCUAAACUUCAAAUGACUUCAAAAUUGAAAGCUUGUAAAGGAAAUGCCUGUGAGCAGAAAUAAAAUUGCUGUAUGCGUUGAAACGUAUUAAUUAUUUAGUUUUUAUAUAAUAUAUUACUAAACAAAAAGUAACUAAAUUAUGUAUUUAGAUGUAAACAGUGAGAAAAGAAAAACAAAAGCUGUAAACAACAACUUGAAAAGAAAAAACAAAAAAAAAUUGAAAUGUACACUUAAAGCACACACAACAUUUGGACAUAAAUAUCAUGCAACCACACACACACACACACACAUACACUCUCCACACAAACACCUACACACGCAUACAUGCAUUUAAGCUUAAGUUUUAUUAUCGAAAACAAUACUAAAAAGAAAAUGAAAUGAUGAUAAACUAAAAUACAAGACAAGACAAACGAAGCAAGCUUUCAGUUCAAUGCAAUUAUAAAUUGACUCUUUGUUUUGUAUUUGGUUCAAUAAUUUUAAUAUAAUUUAAUUUAAAUUUGA